This is a messenger RNA of Aspergillus ibericus CBS 121593, 1182 nucleotides long. RefSeq lists its product as uncharacterized. The record is from RefSeq and is a predicted model, not a curated record. Bases 1 to 1182 code for a protein of 393 amino acids. The transcript has 2 exons. Lineage: Eukaryota; Fungi; Ascomycota; Eurotiomycetes; Eurotiales; Aspergillaceae.
AUGCAGGAGUCCUCGACUGAGGACGCCCUCUACCCCAACCAAGCUUUUCUGUGUCAACGCCAGGAAUAUCAGGCCAUGAUGCAGUAUCACUACACCCGCUACAACACGCACAGUCCCGGUCUCGUGUCGAGGGAUUCGGUCCGUCAUCAACUCUUCCACUUGUGGAUGAGAGUGCACAUUUGGGUGGAGCUCUGGGUUGCCCCUGACGCGGCGUCUCGCCUAUCCGCCGACGACAAACGGGAGAUAAUCGCCAGCUUGAACGGAUUCUGCGUUCAGGAAGGUUGGGACAGCAUCCAUCGCCGCCUCCCACCCACCGCGCGCAUUGAGAUGGCCAAGGUGGUAGCUGAGACCAUGAUCAACCAGUUUAUCUGCACCAAGUUCUUAGACAAUUCCUUCUGGUUCAUGGACGCGAAGCUCCACGCUACCGACCGGAAUGGGGACGCCCACUUCCCCCAAAGAUUCCAGUACCUCUACGAGAGGCUCAAAGCGGUCGAGCCCAUGGACGCCGCCUGGUUGAAAACGCUCACGGUUCAGAAAUGCAACGAGCUCAGCUUCUUUGGCUCGCCGCCCCCGCCCACUCAGCUCGCCCGGCACACUGCCGCGCACCGCACGGCUCUGCUCCGGUCCUACGGGAACGAACUGCUGGAGCGUCGCGUCUUCCAGCUGCUGCUCAAGGAUGAGCCGAGAAAGGCCCAGCGGACCCAGCGCGAUCAAGCGCUCCGCAGCCUCCUGGAACACGCGGCCCAGGAGAUGAUCGAGGCCGAUGGCGGCCUCUACGCCAAUCUCGUGGUCGAGCGGCUGUCCGACUUGCCCCGGACCUUCCAGCACGGCUCAGACCGGACGAGACUCCAUGGGUUUCACCUGGGAGCCAUGCCCGGGGAUGGCGGUCGAAUUCUGAUGGUGACGCGUCCGGGUAUCGUCUUCACCGACAUGCAAUCUCUCUCUCACUGGAAUCAGCUCCCUCCCUGGCGGGCCAAUGCUGCCGAGGUCCUGGUGGCCGCGAAGGGCAAAAAGGCCCAGGCGGAGUGGCUAGCCAUCACCACCACCACCACCAACACCGCCAGCCAUGCGGAAGACGAUGAGGAAGACGCUGAGGAAGACGAGGAAGACGACGUGGAAGACGCUGAGGACGGUGAUCCGGUCCAGGAGGAAACCUACGAGUCAGGAACUUCACCAGAGUGA